Molecule: messenger RNA, 612 nt
Organism: Candidozyma pseudohaemuli
Lineage: Eukaryota; Fungi; Ascomycota; Pichiomycetes; Serinales; Metschnikowiaceae
Exons: 1
Coding region: 1-612 (203 amino acids)
Source: RefSeq, a predicted model, not a curated record
AUGUCCAAACGACCCAUUCCGGAGCAGCACCUCUACACUUGCUGGAGGCAAAACAACUCCAUCGCUGUGAAAACAGCCCUCGACGACAUCCUGUUGGCCAUUCCUUCCUCCAACUCCAAAAGACUAGAAAACAUCACCUGGCGCCGCUGGUACAAGGACCUCUGUGGUCUAGACGAAGUGGCACCGGCCGAAAUCAACUGGGACAAGUCCCACGACAUCACAUGGCUCUAUGGGCCCAAGUACAUCCUCGAGGUGGAGCCGGAGCCCCAGGCUUCCUUGACUCCUCACUUGAGCAAACUUGACUUCUCCAUGGACAGCGACGCUGAGCUGGUUUCCUCUGUGCAGCUGGGAGCCAGUCUGAUGAAUUUCGACGACGAGUCACUGGUGGCUUCGUCUGUUUCUGAGCAGGAUAAUGUUGACGAUGACGACGACGACGAGUGCCAUUUUGGCCUCAAGCCUGCGCUCAAGAGACGUCCCAGCGAGUUUGCACCCGUUGUCCCGGCCGGUUCCGGGACCAAGAAGGCGGUCAAGUUCAACUACAUUGUCAACUCGCGGGAGUUUGUGAACGGGAUUCUGUUUGACUACGAUUUCUUGGACCCUCUGUGCUUGUGA